CUGCAUGCAUUUUUUAUGAGUAAUCGAGGAAUAAACACCAAUGCAGACGAAGGUUGUGAAAGUCCAACGUUUAAUGCUCCUCGUUUUGUAAGUGAAGGACAAGAGUUAUCCAAUGAAAUAUCUGCUCCGUAUGAAGUGCCUCAAUAUCCAAUUGAACAAAUCGAGAAAAAGUUAAUUUUGCAAAAACAACUAAAUGAAAAAGUUUUAGAAGACAAGAAAAAUCACUUCGAAUCAUCAUUAGUGGGAGCAGCAGAUGAAAUCGAUCAAAUUCAUUUAGAGGACCAUGAUAUAGUGCCGCAUUUUCAGAGGGUCUCAGUUUCAGGAGAGGAUACGAGCGGGGUACCUCUUGAAGAUUUGGAGAAGGCUUCGCAACUUAUCGUCCGAGCAUUGCAAAUAAGGCAGUCUUACAUGAAACAGUCUCACCAGUCUUUUCCUAAUACAACAUUUAGUUUCCUACAAUCUGUUUCUACUGAUAACCUUAUAAUCACUGAGCCUCCUCAGAUACACGAUGACAAACAAACAAUUGAAGACGAUUUCGUCAUGGACUACCCUAGCUCUUGUAAUACCUCUGCCAGGCCUUCCAUCGAUGAAUAUAUUUUGAAACAGAGCCAAAGUGACGCGGUAUUGGAACAUAUAUUAAAAAAUGAAUCGACUCAAGAACAUGGUAUACAUCCCCCAAGCGGUCGAUUUAAUCCGUGGGAAGUACCUUUUCCACCCGAUCUUCCUUACUACAUUAAAGCUAAAAAAGGGAUCUAUCAUAUCUACCCAAGCAAAGACGAUUUAAAUGCAGAUAAAAGUAUUGAUUACCAAUUUCCUGACUUAGCAACAUUUGUGAGCGAUAUGAAUUGCUUAUGCAACAUGAUUGCAGAUGGACCUUUAAAAUCUUUUUGUUAUCGUCGUUUAAGUUACCUAUCGUCAAAAUACUCCCUUCACGUACUGUUAAAUGAAUUAAGGGAACUUGCAUCCCAAAAAGCUGUUCCACAUAGAGAUUUCUAUAACAUACGUAAGGUUGAUACUCACAUUCACGCAGCUUCUUGUAUGAAUCAAAAGCAUUUACUACGAUUCAUUAAGAAAACAUUAAAGAACCAUGCAGAUGAAGUUGUAACAAUCAAUAACUCCCAAAAAAUGACGUUAAAAGAAGUUUUUCAGUCGAUGAAUUUGACUACUUAUGAUCUAACUGUUGAUAUGUUGGAUGUGCAUGCAGAUAGAAAUACUUUUCAUCGAUUUGACAAAUUCAAUGCCAAAUAUAAUCCUAUUGGUGAAAGCAGAUUACGUGAAGUAUUUCUCAAAACUGAUAAUUAUUUAAAUGGGAAAUAUUUUGCAAGAAUAAUAAAAGAAGUAGCUAGUGAUUUAGAAGAAUCUAAAUAUCAAAAUGCUGAACUAAGGUUAAGUAUAUACGGCAAAAGUAGAGAAGAAUGGGACAAGUUAGCACACUGGGCGAUUGAAUCUAAUGUAUACUCUGACAACGUUCGCUGGCUAAUUCAAAUACCUAGACUUUAUGACAUUUUCAAAUCAAAUCAAAUAGUGGAGAAUUUUCAACAAAUAUUGGAAAAUAUUUUUUUACCACUUUUGGAGGUGACAAUGAAACCAACUUCACAUCCCGAGUUACAUCGGUUUCUGCAGUAUGUUAUUGGUUUUGACUCUGUAGAUGACGAAAGUAAACCGGAAAAUCCAUUAUUUGAUAAAGAUGUUCCUACUCCAGAAGUUUGGUCAGAUGAAGAAAAUCCCCCAUACGGCUAUUAUUUAUAUUACAUGUACGCUAAUAUGGCUAUUGUAAAUCAUUUUCGCUCUGAAAGAGGGCUCAAUACAUUUGUGUUAAGACCCCAUUGCGGCGAAGCUGGUCCUGUACAACAUUUAGUUUGCGGAUUUUUGUUGUCAGAAAAUAUAUCUCACGGUUUACUUCUGAGAAAAGUUCCGGUUUUACAGUACCUUUACUACUUAGCUCAAGUUGGCAUUGCAAUGAGCCCUCUUUCUAAUAAUAGUUUGUUUUUAAAUUAUCACCGCAAUCCUCUUCCUGAAUACUUAGCGAGAGGAUUAAUAGUGUCUUUGUCAACGGAUGAUCCAUUACAAUUUCAUUUCACAAAAGAGCCUCUUAUGGAAGAGUAUAGUAUUGCGGCCCAAGUUUGGAAAUUAUCUAGUUGUGAUAUGUGUGAAUUAGCUCGAAAUAGUGUUUUGAUGUCUGGAUUUCCUCACAAAAUGAAGCAGUACUGGUUGGGUCCAAACUAUACUAAAGAAGGUGUUGCUGGUAAUGACAUCAGUCGUACAAAUGUACCCGAUGUAAGAGUUGCUUUCAGAUAUGAAACUCUCAUGGAUGAAUUGACCAAUAUUUUUAAAGCAUUUCGCAAAGAUAAAAAUUAAGUAACACAUGGUUUAGAGAUAUAUAUGUCUACUUAUUGUUUUUAGUUGCAAUAAAAAUAAAUACGUAAAGGUGUUUGCCAUAACAGCUUUGAACUACUAUGUCUUAAAUUUAAAUAAAACAUGUGUUCCCUAUACAUGUUGGAUAAUUUUAUUGCAUUUUUCGAUUCCAAGGUUAUAAUAAAAUUGUAUUUUUAAUAUUGUUGGAUGACAAAUAAAAGAAAUAGUUGUAACUCUUUAUGAUUAACACCUAUCGUGUUUUCUCGAAAUUAUUUUAACUCAACAAACGUUUUUAUUUUUUUUUUUAUUUACAUUUGACUGUUGCGGUAUAUUUAGUUACAUUAAUAAAAACUAUAAUUUUAGUUAAUACUGAGUUUAGGAAAGCCUACUUUAAAUGCUCAAUUAAAAUUAUGAAGUUUCCUUUUGACUGAAGUAUUAAUGGUAUCACCCCUCAAUGACAUUCAAAAUUAAAAAAAAAUCAUUUGGAUAUCUUUAAUGCUAGUCGCCUAUUGUGACGCCACGUGGCACAAUGUAUUAUUUAUGUGCUUUUGUACAAAUGAUUUGAAUUAUCUUAAGAGCCAAUAACAUGCUAUUGCUAAAAAGUAAUAACCAAAAAAUAGAAAUGAAAGUAUAAGUUUUUUGAAGAUUCCUGGAAUCGGCACCUGUUUUUGGUUAAACAAAAAGAAAAGUUUUCAAUUAAAAGAAGCACAGUAGCACUUUUAAUCCCGGAAAACUUCGCUACUUCUGAAUAAGCCCCUAUACGGGAAGGAUGUAUCCACUGGUUUAACAACGCAAAAGGAAAGCGGAGCUACUCAGUUUGCUAGCUUUCUUAUUAAGAUGUCAAGAUACCAAAACAACUCCAAACAUUAAGCGGACUCUCUUGCGUAAAAGAAUAUAUGAUAAUCGUCGCAAUCUGACUCGCAAUGAUGAGAGACUGUUAUCUACCAAUGUACAACUUGUCAACCUGAUGCUCUAGAGUGAAAAAGUAUAAAUGACUGUAAUUGCAACCAUCACAACGAACCUUCAGAAGAAGAGUAUGAUGCAUUGAAUAAGUGUAAGAGAGGACUUUCGGAAGCCAAUGAUACAUAAGGCCAUGACCAAAACAUUCGACGAUCUCAUACAGUACCUACUACACAUAUAAACUUAGAAAAGAAAGGAAACUAAAAGUUGUUCUUAGAGGCAUCCCUCCCUCAAUAGGCAUUAAAGAUAUAGCAAAGGACCUUCACACACAAGGAUACUCAGAAAUCAAAGCAGCAAGGUUGAUCAACAGACUCGGACACGAAAUCUUCCUCGUAAAAAUAGAAAUAGACCGUAUUUAUAAGUCAACUUACAACUUAUAACAAUGUUGCAAUCUAGAUAUAAUAGUAGAAAGCCUAUUCAAAAAGUAAACCUCACGACAAUGCUACCCCUGCCAGAAAUUUGAAAGCUGGCUGCAAAGCAGAAUUUAGGUGCCUAAAAUGUGUAGGCAACUACUCCACUCAUUUGUGUACUAAACCACAAACAACCCGGAAAAUGUGGUAAUUGCACAGGAGCAUAUCGCAAACUACAGGAAAGGUCCAGAGAACCCAAACAAGAAAACAGAGUAACCACCAAAACUCUAAACCCCAACUUGCAGCCAAAUUACAAAAGUAGAAUACUCAUCAACUAAAAACAAAGAAGAAACAGCCAAAAUUAUUGGAGAAAUGUUCAUACAAUGCUAAACCUAACAACAACAAAAUUCAUUAACUGCACCAAACAACUGUUAAAUCUACCCAACCUAUGAAGAACUCCAUAAAAAGAACACCCGCCAACCAAAAAAAUAGCAUACUGGGGCUCAAUCGUUUCCAGGAAAAAUCAACGUUCUAAAACACUAAGUAACAUCUCAAAACAUCGACAUCAUGUGGAUUAGAGAAACAUUACUCAAACCAUCCUAAAUCCCCCGAAUCCUCAACUAAAAACUCCAUCGACCACGACUUGUUCCCACCCACCUCAAAAGAAAACAUAAUAAAAGCCACAGGAAUCCAGCUAAACAUCAAACAUAUAGGAACUACUUACAUAUUCAGCGUCUACUACCCUUCAAGAAAAACUAACCAACCGCCGCUACAUGUCAACGAGCUGAAUAAACUACUAGAAGGCAAUACAUAAAAAAUAAUCAUAUGAAACGUUAACAGAAAGAACCACGAUUGGCACUCAAAAAUAGAAAACACUAGAGGAAAACACUUCAAACAAUACGCCGACCGACAACUACUACUUAUAGCACCAACUGAACCAACCCAUCACCAUGAGCCAACGAAAUCGUCAGACAGUCUGGACAUAGCCGGAUUAAAAAAUAUUGCUCAACGAUUUCACAUAACCUCCAUCGAAGAUAGCGACCUAAUGUCAGGCCACAAUCCCAUCAUCCUCCAUCUAGGACAGAAAAGAACAUUCUGCAAAUAAAAACUAUAAACUGGGUCGAAUUCAAAUCAACCCUCCAAGGAGAGCUGCAAGACUCAAUCUAACUUCCCAGACAAGGAAAAACUGGAAUAGGUAACACUCAUCCUCGAAAAAUAGAUAUGGGAAACGAUCCAACAACAUACCCACACCAGAACCAAAGGUAACUUCAUCCCCAACGACAUCGUGGAAUUAAUUAAAAUAGCAAAGCGACAAAAAAAUACUUUCAAACGUACAGCUCGCAGGACAAAAGAACCCUGAAUUGAAAUUGAGUUGAAAGAUCAGUCAUUACAAGAGGCACGGAAUAAUACACAGUAAACAAUACCAACAAUAA
Messenger RNA from Agrilus planipennis (emerald ash borer), 5098 nucleotides. Its product is annotated as AMP deaminase 2. The coding region runs from base 16 to 2358 and encodes 780 amino acids. Gene Ontology annotation, biological process: IMP salvage; AMP metabolic process. Gene Ontology annotation, molecular function: AMP deaminase activity. The transcript is spliced from 9 exons. Gene Ontology annotation, cellular component: cytosol. NCBI's taxonomy places the organism in Eukaryota, Metazoa, Arthropoda, Insecta, Coleoptera, Buprestidae. The record is from RefSeq and is a predicted model, not a curated record.